GCGGUGGCGGUGGCGGGCGCGAUCACGGUGGCGAUAAAGUCUUUCCACACCAACGACGCGGCGGUAGCGAUCAGUUUGAAAAAUCGCGUAAGCACAACAUCGUAAAUGAUGCAUCGAUUAUCACGUCUGGAAGAAGAAGCAAUACUUUUAGCAGCUGUAGUUGAUGAUGAGGAGCAGCAGCAAGCAAGAAAGAAGCGUAGGAAAACGUGGAUUCACGACCUUAAUCUGCUUCGUGAACAUGAAGGAGAAUUUCAUACUUUAUAUCGGCAACUGCGACAGCAUGAAGAACGGUUCUAUAUUUACUUUCGGAUGCCAAUUGAAUGCUUUGAUGAUCUACUGGACCUAAUUAAGGGAGAUAUAAAGAAGGAAUGUACGAACUACAGGAGGCCUAUUGAACCCGUGGAACGCCUGGCAGUUGCCUUGAGGUUUCUAGCAACUGGUGACUCUUAUACCACAAUAGGCCACAGCUUUCGGAUGGGAUUUUCUACAGUUAGUGAUAUUGUUAAGGAAGUGUGUGACGCAAUUUGGAAACGUUUGCAGCCUACUUACAUGCCUGAACCUACAAAAGAAAUGUGGGAAGAAAUAAUAUUAGGUUUUAAUGAAACAUGGCAGUUUCCUAAUUGUCUUGGAAGCAUCGAUGGGAAACACAUUACCAUAAAGUGCCCAAAUAAUUCUGGUUCAAAGUAUUUUAGCUAUUUGAAAAAAUAUUCGAUAGUUUUAAUGGCUAUUGUUGAUCACAAUUACAAAUUUAUUUGUAUAGACGUAGGUGGUUAUGGAAAGAAUAGUGAUGGUGGUAUUUUUGAAGCGUCGGCUAUGGGGAGAAAGAUAGCUGAUGGAACAUUCAGUAUUCCAGCAGACAGGUCCUUGCCUAGUCAGAAUGAACUUACUCCUUGUGUGUUAAUAGGCAACGAAGCAUUUCCUCUACGCCCAAAUAUAAUGCGCCUCUUUCCAUACAGACAAUCAAGAGAGGACUACAGAAAGGAGAUCUACAAUAAGCGACUAUGUCGAGCUCGACGUGUUGUAGAAAAUGCGUUCGGAAUUUUAGCUCAAAAGUGGAGGAUAUUUCUUAGGCCAAUUCAGGUGAAAGUGGAAACUACAAUAUCUAUUGUAAAGGCCGCAUGCAUUCUACAUAAUUAUUUGCGUUCAACAAACUCUGGCAUGAGGUUCGAGCACU
Molecule: messenger RNA, 1174 nt
Organism: Cryptotermes secundus
Lineage: Eukaryota; Metazoa; Arthropoda; Insecta; Blattodea; Kalotermitidae
Product: protein ANTAGONIST OF LIKE HETEROCHROMATIN PROTEIN 1
Source: RefSeq, a predicted model, not a curated record